This is a messenger RNA of Cryptococcus deneoformans JEC21, 3967 nucleotides long. Its product is annotated as expressed protein. The transcript is spliced from 8 exons. The record is from RefSeq and is a predicted model, not a curated record. The coding region runs from base 1451 to 3577 and encodes 708 amino acids. NCBI's taxonomy places the organism in Eukaryota, Fungi, Basidiomycota, Tremellomycetes, Tremellales, Cryptococcaceae.
UCAGGUCCCCAGUACACUUUUAUUACAUUUUAUCCACCAGCAAUACCCAGCGCACGCCACUCUCACUCCAUUCUACGAACUGCAAGCCGCGCCACCCGCCAUUCAGCCUCCAACUACCAACCACUAGACCCUCAACCCGUGCUUGUGUCUCGCCUCCUGCCGUCUCCGCCGUGCUCCUGCCCUCGCCGUGCCACGUGUCCACCGUCAUCCAUCACCCAUCACUAUCCUUGCUUCCAUCCCCACGACACGCACACGCACGCUCCUCCCGCCACCCCUUCCCCUCAUUUCGAUCGGGCCAAGUUACGCCUCCUUUCCUCCGUUGUGGCCGCCGCUUUGACGCUUCCGAGGAAAAUCGCAGCAUCAUAUACUGCCCACAGAUAUCAUCUGGCGCUCGGCUACUACAGGCCGUGAGGAGACACAAGUGAAAACGACGAGUCCAUCGUGAGGAAAGACUUUUUUCUUCCAGUUAUCGAAACUUAUAACGAGCAGACAUAUCAAGAGGUUGAAGGCCUCUGCAACUGCCAACCUGCCGUCAACACCUCCUCUUCCACCACCCCUUCUCUCGGCAGCGCCGCCCUUGUUUACUUCACCCUCUCCGACAGGACGCUUUUCAGUCCAACAGCAAUCCGAAAUACUGGAUCAUUCGGUGGACCCUGUAGGGUCUACAAUCAUCGGUGACAACAAGGCAUACGAUAAUUGGGUUUUUAACGCUUUUAGCUCUCCUCCCUCCCCGUCCACAAUAGCCUCGAAUACCGAUUCACAAGCUGGGGGGGAAUGUUUUCCCCCCUCAUAUGAGAGUACUGAAGGUGAAAAUUCCUCUGUUGGUUCAAGUGCAUCUCGUCCUCAAAACCUUUCGCUCAAUAUAAGUGCUUUGCCGGCGGCACUUCCUCGCCUACAGCAUCAGCUACGGUCUCCUUCAUCACUUCCUUCUUCGGGCCCUCCCUUGACAGAUCCCUUCAGUUCCGGUCACAACACCGAUUUGUCUCAAGAUUACUUUCAGUUCCCUGAAGGCCCCGUUUCUGGCAACGCCGAAGGGUCUUUUGUUUCUCAGAUAUCAUUUGAUGACGAUCGACAACCUCAGCAAAUACAGCAGCCCAAUCAGAGAUUACCUGCUUCUCAGCCCUCCAGUCCAGUCCGUGGCAUUUUUCCUCACCAAUACGCGCCACAGAUAGCGGGUAGACAGCGAGGAGCUACUUUUAGCGGCGGUUCUUUUUAUAACUUUGGUCAAUCGAACCCAUCGCCUUUUACUUUCACGCAGGCGGUCACAUCUCAAGCAAUCCCUUCCCAAUUCACCUUUCCGGCCUUGCAGAGCCCUAUUGAUUCCCCUCUAGCACCAUCACCUACCAUUGCGACUUCGACCUCUCACGUACAAGGGGACGGGAAUGCCCUUUUCGGUUCUUCAGGUCAAGGUCAGCAGCAACAAAAGGGUCACCAGCAGCAGCUGGGGAUUAUGGCCACCAACGAAAUCUCCAUGGAAGACGUGUCAACUCCUACGCCCGCCCCUUCGCACAUGACUACUUCCAGAAAAUCGUCAUUGGGCCAUUCCCAUCCAUCAAUUCCACAACACUCUACUGUAAUUCAAUCCCAGGUGCAAAAUCAGAAUCAAUCCCAGACGCACUCACAGUCAUGUUUGGGCGGGUUGACAAUGGAGAUGUCCAGCGAAAUGAUUGAUAAGCUGUCACUUUUGGACAAAAUCUUAGAUUCCGCGCAGAGUGCAAAGCAAGCGUUGUUAAGAGGUGAAGAGAUUGGGGUAUCGACAAAUCUGGGUGACAUCAGUAACCACCUUGAGGUUGCAAGCGAACUUGGCGUAGGCCCGGUUCAGACACCUAAAGAUAAUACUACCCCCAACUCUCAAACCUCUCAGAGUACAUCCCCGACAGGAAAUUACCUACCAUCACCUGCUGUACAGACUAAUGUCACCUCUGCGCCGCCUCAAUAUCAAGUGUCCAUGACGUCCACAGCUGUCCCCACCCAGCUGAAUAAUUUACAAAUGACGGUUCAGCCCUCCAGUCUCCUUCCAUCUCUCCCUGUCGAUCAGAAUACCGCUGGGUCUAAACGAUCGGCCACUGUACAAACGAUCAACAGCACUGUGCCACCUGGUUCCAACUUAGCAACUGAGUUUUUGAACAGCAAGCUACAGGCUCCUCCUCUUGUCCAUUCGCACUCGUUUCCCAACGGUCAUCAGCUGCCAAGCCAGCUUACAGGGACAUUGCCUCCGACGACGCCAGCUGUGCCUUCGCCUAGCUUCAUUGCCUCCAUUGGCGCCCAGCACAUGCCUAUGAUUUCGUCACCCCUCGCCACUAUACCUCCCUCCCGUCCUCCCAGCCCACCAAGGUAUAAUCUCCCUCCUCAACCGUGGGAUGGCGAAAUUAUGUCUAUGGACGUCAGCUUACAACAGAAUGGUCUCGGAAACACUUCAAAACAACAAUCUGGGCCACAAAUGAUGGAACGGCGGCUAUCCUCAUCUGAACGGAUUGACGGGAGACCUAUAGUACGCGGAAGAAGCACCUCUGUCAAUAAGAACUGGUCCCAUUCAGCCAUGACAUCAAGUGUGCCACCGUCAGCAUGGCAGUCACGAGCGGGGUCGCCGGUGGACGACGGAGAUGAAGAGGAUGAUUCGGAUGAUGAUGAGCCGAGGAGAACCAAGAGGAGACGAAGUUCUGUCGGUGCAGAUGGAUUGGCGCCUGAUCAGGCAAAUGGCGGAAUUUCAGACGAUAUCCGCAGGCAGCUAGAUCAGAUUUUCGAGGAAUUCCUCAACCGGAUUUGCUCGGAUUUGGAUGCGUGUGAUAGUAAAGGCGAAAAAAUCCACCAAGUCCUUAUGCCUAAGAAGAUGCAGAAGCUUGACGAGUCUACGGAUUAUCGACCUUUUAAAUUCAGAAUCCAGGCGUUUACCAAUGCGUUUGCAGAGGAUUUGCAACAACGUGGUAUCACAGAGGAAAUUAUGUCCAUCAAAAAGAUUAAGAAUUAUCUCUGGAGACAAGGUCUCAUAUCGAGGUUUAAUCCUGACGGCAAGAAGGCAAAAUCGAAAGGCAAUCACAUCUGGAAUGUUGAUGCCAAAAAACUGCCGGGUGGUGGCUGGGUAUUCAGGCCUUUCCAGCGGAGAAUCAUUGGGCAGCCCAAUAAUUAUGCGGUGGUAAAUCAGCCGUACGAAUGGGAACCUAGGAUAUGGGAUCCUCAAGCAGCAUCAGACGCACUGCAUCCGAAAUUUAGCUCUCCUCCCGGCUCGCUACCUCACUGGUUGAGAUGGGAGGACGGAGUAAGGCUUGUGGGAAUACCUGAUCAGCCGACCGCUCCAUUUCAAAUACAAGUGCAUGCCGAAUUUAUCGAUGGCGGCGGGAAUCAUUCGACUCUAGAUGCUGGGUAUCCUUGCCAGGUUGUGUCCCAAUUGCUAUCUGUCACAGAUGGUUCUAGUGGUCCGCCACAAAUGUACAGCCAACCCAUGUUCAAUCCUUCCUCUCAGACUCAUUUUGAGUAUCUGAAUCAUUCACUCCCUGCUCUCGGCGUAGCGCCUAGCGCUCAGCAAAUUGAUAUGCAGUUCACAAACAGCAUGAUGUAUCCUCAACCAGGUAAUUAUUAAGCCUAAAUCCACAGCAUGUGCACAAUUCCUUUUUCAAUUGUCUUAUUGGCGAAGAGGCUGCUUCGUCCGCUUUUUGUUUCAUAAUAGAUACCUGUUUUUUUCCUUUAGAAUUUUUCUCUUUUUUCGGCAAUGGCUAUCGCCCUGUAGUGAGAAGCAUCAUCUUCUAUAGCUUUUCUGUACUGUAAAUUAGCAUUAGGAAAAACGCUUGCACAAGCGAGAUAGGAUCGAGAUGGGGUAUUUAGAAAACAAAUCUCUCUGGGACGUUUCCAUGUAGAAUGAGGGACUUUUAAUUCGGAUAACGUCGUGGUAUAGGAAAGGAUUUGAUAUUCUAUAUACAAUCAUGGAAAACUUGCAAUAGAUCUCUUCAUGACAAGGCAGGGGAUGCAUUAC